UGUCCUCAGUAGUCUGAAUCACAGUUGGUUUAACAUUUAGCAUUGACAGUAAGUGGCCGAGGACUAAAAGCAAAGGAUGCCUUUCCCGGCGAGGCACACCAUUUAGGAAUCACACCGGGUUUCCCCUACAGUUAUUUAUCUGCGGGGCUCACGCAGAGGCAGCCUGGCUUCCUACGAGAGAGGGAGCGAGCCACACGCAGGCAUUUCGAGAGAGUUUUAAGCUUCAAAGUGUCACUCCCCCGCGGAGGCUCUCCCACCGCCGCCGCCGCCGCGUUGUGCCGUGCCGUGCAUGCCUCUUCCACUUCCUGCUGCAGAGCCAGUUCUGCCGCUUACCUGGGAGAGGCAGGGAGGGUGUCGUAAAAAGAGGAGGAAAAAAAAAAGCCCGGCCAGCCCAAGGAAGGAGACCCAGGCACGCCAAGAGAGCGACGGGGUGUGCAGGAGGCACGCCAGCCCUCUCGCUUUCCUCGGUCAGCUCAGCACGAGCCUCCCUCACCCGCAAGUGCUGCUGAAGGCUGCGUAGGACAGAUCCAUGGACCUGGAGAGGGAGAGGUGGCUGGAAAGCAUGAAGAAAACGGGAUUGUAGACCCCAUUUGCACCGUUCUCCCUGGCAUUGUUUGCUGGAAAAUCCUGGCCUUGCAGUAAGGCAGCUGACUCUCAUUUCCGGUGCGACUACAAAACUUGGAAAUGGCCUCUGUGUCAGGCACUUUUGUGGGUCGAAGCAUACCAGUCGAAGUGGAUGAAUCCAUGCCGUGGUCCCCCUUUCCCGAACAUGUCUUGGAAAAGGCUUUGCAGCCUUCUGGAGAGGAUAUGGAGGAUGAGGAGUCCCAGAGACCAUGUGUCACUCGAACACCUCAGCCUGUGGCCGAUCCAUCAUCCCUCUGCAGAGCACCAGCACGUCAUCAGUCAGCACUGUCUGUGGAGCCGGACAGCAGCUUGUGGUCAAAAUAUACCGAUCCUGAUGGAGAUGGACACUUCUGUUCCCCUGGUGAAUCAACAGCUGGAGUAGUUCUCUCCAAGAUGCAUCUUGUAGCUAUGGACAAACCAGGCAUGCAGCCAAGAUUACAGCUUUCAGCUGACACUGGGCACAACUCCAGUAAAUCAGAGCAGAGCUUGUCUGACGCUCCCGAGGACUCACUGGAGGAGAGCAGCCAAGGGAGUUCACGGUCACAGCAACCCUCAGGAAACAGACCCCCAGCAGAGAUGGGGACUGUGGACACGGGGUACAACUCCCACUCACGAGACAUCAUGGGCAUCAGGCACCUGGAGCCCCCCUUACCACUGGUGUCUGUGGUGAACCCCCAGGACCUCCCAGGACCACUGAUCUCCAGAGAGUUUUUUGGACCUGAGCAUCAGCAGUGCCCUAUAUGCCAGCACUUGCCCCAUCCCAACGCCUCCUCGCAAGCCCACGGCUGCUUUGGGCACCGCUGCCCAGCAGAGCAGCACCCCCAGGGCCCAUAUGGCAGAGCUCCUUACCAACAUUUUGCACAAACAUCACAACCACUUCCUCCUGUUCCUGGACCUUGCAUGAGAGUUAUCCGCCCGGCCCAGCAAGUCAUCCCAAAUUACUCAAAUCUUCGUGCUCCCAAGGGCACCGGAGACCGACCACCCCAGAGGACAUGCUCCUCCCCUGGUCCUCCUCGAUUCCCAAACCAGCUAUACAACCAGCUACCUAAUGGUCAGCUUCCCCCCAAGGCAUGUGGCCUGGAUGAAGCAUGCUGUUGUCCUUCUGACAAUUUUCCAUCUCCAGCUGCCGUCCCGAGACCUCUCAGUAACCCUGCAGCCAAGGGAACGCUGAGAACCAGCAAUUUGCCAGAGGAGUUGCGCAAGGUCUUUAUAACCUAUUCGGUGGACACAGCGGUGGAGGUUAUGAAAUUUGUGAACUUCCUGCUUGUAAAUGGAUUUCAGACUGCUAUUGAUAUAUUUGAGGACACGGUACGAGGUAUUGACAUCAUUAAGUGGAUGGAGCGCUACCUAGGUGAUAAGACGGUGAUGAUAAUCAUAGCAAUCAGUCCAAAAUACAAACAGGAUGUGGAAGGGGCUGAAUCCCAGCUGGACAGGGAUGAACAUGGCUUACAUACUAAAUACAUCCACAGGAUGAUGCAGAUCGAGUUUAUACAACAAGGAAGUAUGAACUUCAGAUUCAUCCCUGUGCUUUUUCCAAAUGCCAAAAAGGAACACGUGCCUACCUGGCUGCAGAACACUCACAUUUAUAACUGGCCAAAGAAUAAGAAGAACAUCCUUUUGCGGUUACUGAGGGAGGAGGAAUACGUUGCUCCUCCAAUAGGACCUUUACCAACACUCCAGGUUGUGCCGUUAUGAACGUUAUUACUUAAAGUGCACGACAAGCAGUUGUUAAAGGGUUGUUCUUGGCAGGGAGCCAACGCUCUUCCAGAUGGCUCUUUUUGAUGACAGAAGACACGCUUUCUGCUAAAGGAAUUGGUUGUCUUGGGUAACUCAGGCUCAGCUUGUUCUCUACAAUGUUAAACAUCUAUUUCUGAAGCUGAUGGGGCAGAACUCUUCUCUAGAUUUUUAAAUAAGCUGCAAAUGCAAAGAAUGCCCAGUUUUAUUUUAACAUCUGUUUUUAACAUAUUCCUUUAUUAGUCAAUAUAGCAAACAAAUACCAGAAAUAAUGUUGCAAUAAGUGUAAAAUAAAAAUUACAUCCUCCUUUUUGCUCAGGGUUUCUUUAAAGAUAUUCCUGCCUUGUAUAGCAUUACCAAACAGUUAAUUUGUGUAUACACUAUGAAAUAUAUUUGCCUUUUGUAAGGCAACCUUA
This is a messenger RNA of Aptenodytes forsteri (emperor penguin), 2774 nucleotides long. It is a transcript of the gene TRAF3IP2, whose product is annotated as TRAF3 interacting protein 2. Gene Ontology annotation, biological process: humoral immune response; positive regulation of canonical NF-kappaB signal transduction. The record is from RefSeq and is a predicted model, not a curated record. The transcript has 11 exons. NCBI's taxonomy places the organism in Eukaryota, Metazoa, Chordata, Aves, Sphenisciformes, Spheniscidae. Bases 685 to 2319 code for a protein of 544 amino acids.